Microstroma glucosiphilum is the source of this 1250-nucleotide messenger RNA. RefSeq lists its product as hypothetical. The record is from RefSeq and is a predicted model, not a curated record. The transcript has 2 exons. NCBI's taxonomy places the organism in Eukaryota, Fungi, Basidiomycota, Exobasidiomycetes, Microstromatales, Microstromataceae. Bases 316 to 771 code for a protein of 151 amino acids.
CACCUGGUGGAGUGUCCGUGGCGUGCUCAAGCGCCUGCCGGCAAUCAGGGGAGACACAAGAAUGGUACUGUUUGGGGUUCUAGCUAUCUUAAGUAAGUCUAGAAAGCCUGUAAUUGUGCAUACGAGGAAGCACAGAGCAGGGAAGUUAGCCUAAAGUGCCAUGUAUGCAGAUGGCAGAGUGCGGGGGGACUAUGGCCGCUGGAUACGAGAUCAGCUUCCGGUUCCGACAGAAGUGGGCUCACGUCCUCCCAUCCUCACGACUUCCUAUCUCACAUCCAGACACGAUCAGACCAGCCCACAUCAGCUACUCCAACAAUGGUGGUACUACAGAGGUAUCUGAUUUGCUUGGUGCUAUUGCUCGGCUUUACAAAUGCGAACCAACCCGUACCCGUACCCGAGCACUACAUCAUCACCAAAGGCACCACUCACCAUCAAAGACUCCAGAUCUGGCGUGACUUUUUGGAAGCACAUCGAUCAUUACAUUGUUCGGAACUUAGUCCUAACAAUCUACAAACAGUCUGUGGUGGUGCGCGGGAGGUCUCACUUGAAGAAUUGUUGCUUGCAGAUGAUCUGAGGCGAGAAAGAAUACGGCUCCGUGAUGCUUCAAAAGACCUGCGAUCAGGGGGGUCCACUCUCUUCUUCGACUUCCACAACACCUGCUGCACAAGCAUCACUAGCUCAAUCUCGCUCCUCACUUCUCAUCUCUUAAGUCUUUUAACAUGGUCAAGGUUGCAAAUGAGCGCAAGACUGCCGUACUUCGAUGCUCGUUAAAGGACACUGCGGGUACCAGAACGCACCGUCAGGUAUUAUGAGUGGGGUAUCAAUUGAAGCUGUGAGGAGAAGCCCUCGCAAAAUUUGAGCCGUUUCUUAUAUAUUACAUCGUAUCCGCCGUUCAUUUUUCCCUGCUUUUCAUAUCCGAUACUGUCUGUCUGGCCUGCCUACGUAGUGCUCUUCAUGUCCUCAGGCGCCGCCGGUACUGAGACUAAAGAUGGCAAGCCAACUGGGUACGAUUGUCUCGGGUACCCAAUUGAGACCGAAGAAGCGCAUAGUGAGACCUCCGUGAUUCUGAUAUCUGGAAAAAGCUGUAGGGAAGAGAGAACAGAGAGUAUGAACGUAAGGCUCAAAGGUCCAUGAAGGGACCCACAGCUCUGCACUGCCUCGCAGCCCCACUACUCACCCCAAAGUGCCCACUGCCUUCCCAUGUAUUUGCCAAAGAGCGGGCAGAGGACGAUGCGCACUGCCAAAUCUAU